GAUAGGUGCCAAGCCCCUCUGGGCCCCGAUUCACCUCUUUUCGGCAGUCGCAUCCCGCCCAGUACUUUGACUCAGUCUCCCAACACCUCGAUUUCACCUUCGACGCUCUUCGACACCUUCGACGGUGCGCGACGCUCUUCGACACCUUCGACGCACGGUCGUCCCGAUGCCUCGCGCGUAGAUCUCGGGACAUCUUCCGCAUUCGGCGGACAAUAG
Postia placenta MAD-698-R-SB12 is the source of this 216-nucleotide messenger RNA. RefSeq lists its product as hypothetical. The record is from RefSeq and is a predicted model, not a curated record. The annotation marks the transcript as partial. NCBI's taxonomy places the organism in Eukaryota, Fungi, Basidiomycota, Agaricomycetes, Polyporales, Adustoporiaceae. The transcript has 2 exons.